ACUCUGGUUUUUCUCAAACAUUAAACAUUGUGUUGGUGCGCGAGGUAGAGGAGAAAGGUGGAAUGCGUCAAAUGAAAAUUUCGCUAGGAUGGAUUUGUUUAACAUCCUUUACCUUUUUUAUGGUAGAGGCAGUUCCGUUGACUGAACGCAAGAUGAGGCAAGUGAGUGUAUGUAAAUCUGGAUGUGAAGCUGGCUACCAGGUAAACCAUGCUUGCUGUAAAGCACCAACAGAUUGUGCAGAAAGCGAUUUUUGUGAAAGAUGUGUAGAUGGAACAUACUUGUUAGGGGAAGGAAUUGAGGCUUAUUGUAAUAGUUGUACUGUAUGUCAGUCAAAUGAAGUACAACUGCAGAACUGUACAAAGACUACUAAUGCAAAGUGCGAGUGUAAGCCUGACUACUACAGGAGCUCUUCACAGAUAUGUUUAAAAUGUCCUGAAUGUAUCAAAGCUGAUUGUCCAGAUGGCUGUAGUCCAAAAGAGCCACCACUGCAAGGUAUCCCUACUUCAACAAUAGAACCCAAUGUUAGCAACAUCCGCCAUGAUCUACCUCAUCCAACUGACUUAACAACUCCAACAAAUGUGAGGGAAAUGACAUCAUCAACAAUGUCCUCUAUAAAAGCACUUGAUGGCGAGCCUGAGAUUGAGUCUUGGUGGAAACCAAAAGUUUAUAUUCCUCUUAUCGUACUUAGUCCAGUUUUUAUACUUGCUAUUGUUGGAUUUGCUACAAAAGUGUUAUGUUGUUGGACUGAGAAAUCCAAGACAUUUUGGACCAAUUACUGCCCUUGCUUUCUAAGAUGUGGUUGCUGCAAUCCUAAUGAUGCAAGCUCAUUACCAAGAAGAAAUGAAGAUAAUGAAAACAACUAUGUGAUAAGCAAUAUUUUGUUCUGUAGUUGUUUUUCACCACCAGAUAAUAAUCAAGAUAACAGACGUAACCAUGGUAAUAGAGAUGAACGUCCGCAGUCAGAUACCAAUGGAAAUAAUGCUGUUUCUGGACAAAACGAAGAAAGAAUUGCUUUGCGUGAUAUUAAUUCGUCUAAUGAACAGAAUACUAAUCAACAGAAUGCUGAUGUAGCUGAUGGCAUUCCGAAUGCUGAAGCGCAGCCCCUACUGAACCAGGGCAGGAACGAUUCUGCCUCUGGAAGCAAUGUACAAAAUGGUGCUUCAGUUGUGAAAUUAGGCCCACCACCAAAGUCAAGAAGACGACUAAGUUCAUCCAAUCUUCCACCAGUGCCUGAGGAUACUGAAGUUCAGAGCACUGCCAGUGAAACCUUUGUUUUACCUGAUUGGUGCUUCAGUGAUGCAAGUCGAGUCACAAAAGAUCAUAUUAGCGUACUCUCACGCAAGAUAGGUAGCAAGGGAAUAUUGGUUGCUGGACUGCUGGACUUGCAUAAGGGUGAAGUUGAAAAUAUUGAGCACAACCACAAAUCGGACUUGGUGAGACAAAAUUACGAAAUUCUAUAUUUGUGGCUGGACAAAAAAGGUGUGGUUGCUACUAAGAAAAUAUUAGCUAAAGCACUUGUAAAUGUUGGAAUACCACAAGAGGCAACUCACUUAUGGCCAGAUAGAGAACUUUAUCCAGUGACACCAACAACUCCGCAGAAUGAGUCAGUUUUCUGGAAAAGAAGAUCAAGCAACGACACAAACAUCAAAGUUGAUACAUCGGCAUUUGAUAAGAUGGAUUGGACCGACCGGAACACAUGGUAUACUAUUACCAAACAGAUAAGAGAUAAUGACUAUGGCGGCUUCCAACAACUUUGCUUUGCCUGUGGCGGGGUGGAACUUAAACUCCCCAAAUAUAAGCGUCUCAAAAAAUUUCCAAAUUUAAGUGAUAAUUUACACCUUAAAAUUGAUAAGUAUGCCAAUACUCUGAUGAAUUCUGACCUUCAAACUCUUACGGCGAUUGUGGUUGCCAACAAUGGUAAUUGCUUGUUCUCCACUGCGUCCAUCAUAGCAUUUGGCUCUUCAAAUCAUUGCUGCCAGUUACGUCUACGUACUUUCAUUGAACUCUGCUACCAUAAGGACUAUUAUCUACACCAAAAAUCACUCAUGCAAUGUAUAAAAGCAGAGUAUUCAUUGACCAAGAUGGAGGAUGAUAACAAGUUAAGCUAUAGUGCGAUCGAAGGAAUUUAUGAGGGUUGUGUGAGGGAUACCUUGAAUGAAAAUUUACCAUUUAGUUUGCAUGGAAAUUCCAUACAGCUGUUUGGAUUAGCAUCUGUGCUGGGCUGCAACAUUCAGACUGUCUAUCCUACCAACGAUCAAAACCCAUUAAACGCACUAAUCCCACCCCGUGACUUAAGUAUUGAAAACCCAAUAACAGUUUAUGUGAUGUGGUCUAGGCACACACCUCUUAGUGAAGAUGAACUUUUUCAUCCAAAUCACUUCGUGCCUCUUCUGAAAAAAUAAUCAGUGUUUUCUGGGCCCUUCGAGCAAAUAAACCCAUUGCCAACUUGAAUUGAAGCAGUUGUUUCUGUUAAUGUAAUUGCCCAUGUUUUCUUUGUUCCAUUUUAUAAAAAGGUUCAGAAAAUUAAAUUUUACUGUAACAAUGUUUUAUACAGUAGAUAUUUAUAUAGUUUAAGGUGAUAGAUAUACAAUGCAGAUGACAUUGUGAAUACUGAUUGUCAUGGUCUUAAAUUACUGGUAAAUGAUGUAAAAGUGUCACUUCCUCUGUAUUAUAUAAGUUAUUUUCAGACUUUAUUUUAGUGUCCUGCAUAUAAGAUAGAUAGAUGUACAUUUACUUUAGUAGCACAUGUAUACUAUGUAUUAUGCACAGUAAUAAGUUUCUAACCAGUACUAAAACUUAACAUUACCAACAAUUGCUGUUACCAACUCUAACCAUUACAAACCCUUACCUCUACCAACAAAUACCAUUACCAACCAUUACCAUUUACCAACACUUCUCACCAUUACUAUGCAUUCCCAUUAUAAUACAUUACCAUUACUAACAGUUACUGUUAUUCAAGAAGCUUAUAAUUGUAACUAGGUAACAUGUGGGGGGUGGGGGAGUAUCAGUCACACCCCCAAGUGUUUAACUACAUGUACAUGUAAAUUGGGUACAAUACUUGUUCUAAUAUCUUAAACAGAUUUGUUAGUGCUGCUUACAAUCUUAAAUUUUAUGUACACAUAUGUUUUAUUUCAUGUAUUGUAUGGAUUUUUAGGUUUAGAGGCUGGAAGGAAAGGGUGGAAAUUUUCCCUUUUGUUUUUUUUUCUGUACCUAUGGUACCUGGAUGUGUGAGAGGGUUUGUAAAUGGAUGUAUCUACUUUACACAGUGCCUAAUAAUUUUUACAUAAUGAUAAUAAUAUUCCAAAAUUGUAUAGAAACUGCAAAAAUUUAUUAUUUUUAAGGUGCCCAUUUAAACAGUCCGUUAAUAAUGUUUGAAAUUAAAUUCAGUCAUGCAAACCUUUAAGAAAUGUUAAAUGUACAGUACUAGGGUUUAAGCACCUUAAGAUAACUACCUUAAUACUGGAUAGAUUUUAUUAUAGUACUAUAACAUGGUUGUACUUACAAUGCCUAAAAGAUUUCGCCAAUGUAAUAUUACAAAUUUGAGGCUAAGAAUAAUCAUUGUUACUGUAUUUUAUUUUUACUGGAAUCAAUUUUAUUACAGUAUUGUGGUUGUACUUACAGUGCCUAAGAGACUUAGCCAAAGUAAUAUUGAAGAGGCUGAUAGUUAUUGUUACUCUACUCUAUUUUAUACUGGAAUUUAUUCUAUAAUUUCAUAGGCUUCCAAUUCAAAUUAUCUAGUUUUAAUUUUUAAGUUUACAAAAUGUAUCAAUAGAAUCAGUUUCCUGUGUAAAAUGCCAAUCAAAGUGAAUUAAUAUUUUUAGGUACAGUGCAUUUGUGGCUUUGCAAACUCAUUACUGUCAAUUCCAUGACAAAUUUUAAAAAAAGUAUUAUUAUUAUUAUUUAUAUUACUAUGUUAAUAUUUAUAUUUGAUGUAAAUAUGCAUAUGUAUUCUGCAUUAAAUUGUAUAUAGACACUGUUACCUUACACAAGAUUUGUUGCAAUGAUGAUUAAUUCAAUAUGUAUUGUGCAUUUUUAUAUAUCUAAGCAUACCAAUUAUUUCAGUGCAUAUCAGAUAUAUAUAUAUAGUAACUAUUUUUAGCCACUGUAUACAUUAUGUAUAACAAUGUAUUAAAGACAAUGUGAACUUCACAUGUUUUCAGUAAAAAUGUGAGAGACUUGUGCUUCAUAAGAAAAAAAAUGGAAUAUGUACAGUAUGCAAUGGUGGCACCAGAAAAUUUGCAAAUAGGGGUUAUAACAAUUCUGAGAGGUCAAAACAAAGGGCCGCCUAGACCCUUGAUCAGGGUAAUGGAAUAAAAUCCCUGGCAAGUUUCAUGGGUAGAGAUUAUAUGGUUUAGGGUGGCCCAAAAUUGUGCUUUUAGACCACAAAAAAUAACUUUGUUUGGAUAGACAAAUAGUUUUAGUCCGAUGAUCCUGUUGUAGCAUUGGUGGAAACAGGCAAUACCUCAAUCCCGACUGGUGCCACCAGGAGAGUAAAAAAGGAUAGAAAACCAAUUUAGGAUUAAUUCUUGGGGAUAAUGUGAAAAUUAGUCAUCACAUUGAUUAGAAAUGACAAAAUCAAAGAACAAAAGUAGGAUUAAAACUCACAAUUAUAUUGUCAACAUCAAUAUAACUGUAUGUCAACAUCUAUUUUAAGAGCAUAUUAUGCUCUUAAAAUAGAUGUUGACAUAUAGUUUUAGUUAUAGUAUAUAAGUUUGUAGGAGUGUAGAAUAUGAACUAGCUCAUAAAUUGGACAUAUUUUAAGAAACUAAAGUUGGUUGGCUCUCUGUGCUAGUGCUUCACAAAGCGAAAAUAUCUGCUGAUUGUUUUUUAUUGUUACUUGGCAAAACAGCAUUUCAUUAAUUUGAUGUAUAUACAGUAUGAUUCGCAUUCUUAAAUUAUUGGCAUUCAUUUACCUAUUAAUUGCUUGUAAAAUUUGAAUGCUAAAAUUAUUCAUUAAAAGUAUUGAAUCAUGAAGAAAUUUGAAAUUGCUUAAUAUAACAUGUACUAUAAAAUUGAUGAGUCACCUCCCAGUAUUUGGUCCUUUAAAAAGAAUUAUAUUUAUAUUUAGGUUUCUCCAUUGGUUCUACUGUUUUUAUGAAGCUUAAAAUCAUGCUUCAGAGGAAAAAAUACCAACAAUUAUUUUUUUCUCUGGAGUCUGACAUUAAGGGUCUACUGUGUUUAUGAAGCUUCAAAAGGAGGAGGCUGUAACAUCUUCCACUUUAGGCCUAUAAACCAAAAUUUUAAUAACAUGCCCAUCCCCGCUUAGACUUGAGUCACUAAAGAGUUGGUUGUCAUUUUAGUAUCCCAUAAUAGUAAUAAAUUGUAGCAUUGUUCCUGAUGAUGACAUAGUAAUAAAUUGUAGCAUUAUUCCUGAUAAUAAAUUGUAGCAUUAUUCCUGAUGAUGACAUAAUUAAUGUCGAAAUAUUGAAUCCCAACACGAUGGCGUGUAUUUCAAUACUUGGAGUAUGUAUU
Molecule: messenger RNA, 5472 nt
Organism: Anneissia japonica
Lineage: Eukaryota; Metazoa; Echinodermata; Crinoidea; Comatulida; Comatulidae
Exons: 15
Coding region: 63-2402 (779 amino acids)
Biological process (GO): signal transduction; regulation of transcription by RNA polymerase II
Cellular component (GO): chromatin
Molecular function (GO): protein binding
Source: RefSeq, a predicted model, not a curated record